AUGUCUGAAAAGGACUCAAGUGUUAACGAUUUGACGCAAUUCUUCAAGAAAUCCCACAAAAUUGAAGACAAUUUAUAUUUAGGUGAACUGAAGUUAGCGACCAACAAGACAGAGCUCAAGACUUUGGACAUUAAAGUGAUUGUAUCUGUUGUCGACUAUAAUAUGCCUGAAGUGAAGAUACCGGACAUAAAGUAUUAUCACUUCCGAGUGGCCGACGGCCCCAACGAAGACAUACUCAGUAUAUUCGGCGAAACCAAUCAAAUCAUAAGCGACUGUCAGUCCAAAGGCGUCAAUGUGUUGGUCCACUGCACGGCCGGCGUCUCCCGGAGCGCAACCGUUGUCAUCGCUUAUCUCAUGUCUAAGCAUAAGAAACCCUACAAAGAGAUAAUCCAAAGGGUAAAAGACAUCCGGAAGAAGAUAUCACCGAAUGAUGGCUUUGUUAAGCAAUUGAUUCUCUACGAGGAAUUGAAUUACAGAAUCGAUGCCAACGACAAGAAACUCAGACAACAUUUGUUGAGAACUUUGUUUCUCAACACAAAUAUAAGCAACACUUCUGACCGCUAUUUUCAACGACUGGUUGCUGUUGAGAGGCUCACACCUAAUCUGUUGCCCGGAAAGGGAUACCUGUGCGCCAAA
This is a messenger RNA of Oppiella nova, 636 nucleotides long. The record is from the annotation of a GenBank genome assembly. Lineage: Eukaryota; Metazoa; Arthropoda; Arachnida; Sarcoptiformes; Oppiidae.